CUUUAGUUCACCAUCGCGACCGCGACGUAGCGUUGGCGUCGUGCAACACCUUUCAUUGUAUUGACUAUUGACUGAUUCUCAACAUAGAGAAUAAUGUAUAAACUUAAUUUAACGUAUUAUUAUCUUAGUUCUUGUUAAAUUAUAAUGUAAUAUGUCUUAGUUUAAGUGUAAUUAUGUCUCCAUUUACGUGAAUGUGAAAGAAGACAGCCCGUCGAGUGCUACGCGGCCAUUUUACUUGCAAUGCGGCAACGGUGUACAAUCCGCCAUUGGAAACGGCCAGUGUCUUUCUCCGAGUGCAAGAUUUGUAUUUUGUUGAAUACAGCCUAAUAUCGACGGAUAACCAUGAGUGAUUCAAGUGAAGUGCGGAUUUUAGUGUAGUGAAACACGGUGGUCGGGUGAUUCGAAUAAUGUGCGAACGAUGGAAAACGAAGUGAAGCAGCGCAAUCAGAGAAAUAGGCGACGGGAACGGGCACAGCGCAUGCAAGCACAGCGAGAGAGUAAAGUUAAGGAUGGGGACAGCGGCGAGGACGAGUCCCCGGCGAGAGAGAAGCCGCCUCGUCCUCCUACCAGGAGGAAAAAGUCGCGGGAGCCACUCGGAGAGGAGGACAUCAUCGAUGGUUUCGCCAUAAUGGCAUUUCGCACCUACGAAGAUCUCGAGGCUGCUGUAAAAUGUGCUUCCUCACCCCGUACCAACUCUCUGUCGACCAAACCGCGUUUGCCCCUGGCUGCGCUCCCCGGCGACGCUACUCGGAAUCACCCGCCCAACAACGUAAAUUCGCACGGUAUUACGCUGCUUCAAGACGCUGGCACAUCGGAUGACAGUGGUCGGGCCUCCGAACGCCUCACGGGCAGUUCGGUGGCUCCCCGCGACCCCGAUUCAUCCCGCGACAGACUUAGCGACGCCAGUAGCCGCUGUAGUUCCGGAAAAGGCUAUAUCUGUGAUAGUGAAGGCGACGAUGAUAAGGCGAGCCCAGACAAUAGUAGAAAUGUGUCACCACGAUAUCAUGAUGCGUCAAUGGAAGAUGUAUCGGACGCUGGCUCUCUGUUCCGGGUAACGGGCGCGGGCGGUGUCGCGGGCGCGGCAGGGGUGGGCGCAGCGGGCGGCGGCGCCAAGAACGAGCUGGUUGCGCGCGGCGGUAGCGGCGGGGCGCUCGCACUGUCGCGGGCGCCCGUUGGCGGCAGCGCCAGCCCAGCGCCCGCGCCGCUACCGCAACCCGCGCCCUCGCCCGCGCCCGCCGCUCUGCCGCCGCCCGCGCUACCACCGCCGCCCUUCCGCGCCGACACGCCGCACCGGUCCAACGGCGCGCACAUCCCCGCCCUCGACGGCCACGCCGCCACGCAGAUCCCCGCGCGGCCCGUGGGCGCCGCCGGGCCCGACACCCCCGAGCGGCCCGCAAGCAACAACAAGCUACAACCGGGCGCGCGUGCCGCCGCCGACAGCCCGACGCCGGCGCCACCGGCUCCGCCGGCGCCAUCGCCGCUCUUCCCCUCACACACUGCCUAUCAGGCGCACGCGGCGCCUGCCCUGCCUGACUUCCGACACACUAACCACGAGACGCGGACUGAGCCCGGCGAGCAGCCCGCAGCGCCGCUGGACCUGCACGCGCACCACGCGCCGCAUGCGCAGCGCCCGCCGCACCUGGCCCCGGCCGCUGCGCCGCCGCCCCACCCUAGUCUCCCGAGCCGCGUGUCGCACUCGCAGCCCCACCCCGUGAUGCCGGGCCACGACGUGCGGAACAUUCCGGCCGCCGCCCCGACUCAUCCCUCCGUUCCUAUCUCGUUCCCGAGCCGAGUGAACGGCGUGGCGCCGCCGCCGCCGCACUCGGUCGCGUCGUCCACGCCGAGCUGUCUUCCGAGUAGUCAACCCCUGGCCGCGCGGCCGCGCGCCCCGGCCGCGCCCGCCUCUCGCCCUUACCCCGCCCCGUCAAUCGGGUCUAGUCAUAUAAACUCGAGUUUAAGUUCCAGUAUUCACGGCCAUUCGAUACCGUUUCAGAGUCAAUCAAGUUUACAAAAACAUUCCGUACAAUCGGUAUAUACGAGUCGGCCUCCCCAUCUCGCUCCUUUCACCGUGCCUAAUCACGUGACGUCGAAUCAUGUCCAAUCCUCAGUAGCCAGCCAACCGACUGCCACACCUUUAAGUCAUCCAAUAAAUAGCCAUUCCAUUGUCAAUCACGUGAAUCACCUCCCCUCGAGUAAUUCUAAUUCUUUAGCGACGUCUACUCCUAAUCACAUUGGGCCUCCAUUAUCUCUUCCUUCAACUACUGCCAGUUCUGUAUCAAGUUUUACACCAAAUUUGAAGCAUCCAAGCAUUGGUCUACCUCCUCACCCAGCGCCAAUUAUUCCUCCGGUGACACUUCACCAGCCCCAGCACAGUCACGUGGACGCCUUGCCCGUGUCGAGCGGGGCGCCGACAGUCGUCACGACAAGCAGUCAUUCCCUACCAGUGCCAGUGAUAGACUCGCGGCAACCUACGAGCGAAGCGCCCAGAAGCGAGGCGAUCGUGAGCUCCGCGCUCUCGGCCAACGGGUUCCCGCCGCCGGCCGUGUACUCCGGGGCGACGUUCCCGCCGCUAUACGCGCCGUACGCCACGACGCUACAACACAGCCCGUAUCUGCCACCCGCUGCUGCAUCUCCUAGAAACUCAGCGGACACGCGCACAAGUCUAUCAGCGUCACCACUGGUCGCGCCAAAGACUCCGAAAGGCGUUCGACCACAUACGCCAGGCUCGACGGGCGCCGCGGGCUCGAUACCUCCACACGCUCCACACUCCUACUCGCCCAGAGGACACAGUCCUAGCCGGGAACGGGAAAGCUUUAGCAGCAACAUCAGCAGUUUGUCGCGCAGCACGCCCGCGUCGGCGAGCAGCACGCCGCUGGCGCCGACGAUCGGCGCGCCCCUCCCCGCGCCUCUAGCUACACCGCUCGCUGCUCCUCUAGCGGCGCCGCUAGGUCCGCUGAGCAGCCUGGCCGGUCUGGGCGCGCCGCUGUCGGCGCCGCUGGCCGCGCCGACGCCGACGCCGGCGGCGCCGGGCGCGCUCCUGGCGCAGUCGCUGGCGCCCGUGCCCACCGUGCCCAGCAUCAGCUCUAGCGCCAAGCCGCCCGCGCACUGGGGGGUGACCAGGACGGAUCGCGGGUUCGCGCCGGCGCCGCCGCUGUUCGGCGCGCCGCUCGCGCCGCCCAACCCCAACCCCUUCUCGGCCGAGUCGCUCUUCCAGACCAGUCCUUCGGCAGAUCUCUUGCGGCGCGAAUUAGAUAACCGGUUCCUGGCGGCGGCGGGUGCGGUGGGCGCGACGGGAGCGCGCACGGAGAUGCACCACCACCAGCACCAGCACACGCACGUGCACCAGCACCCGCACCACCACCCGCACCAGCUGCUGCACCCGCACUCGCUGUUCAAGGACGUGAGCAAGAUGAGCUCGCUGUACCGCGGCGGGCUGGGGCUGGGCUACCCGUACGGCUCGUCGCUGCUGCACGCCGCGCAGCCCUACCCGCCGCCGCCGCAGCCCUCCGCCGUGCCGCCGCUCGCCGCCUACGCGCCCAAGCCCGUAGUGUCGGCCGCGAGCGACUCCGCCACUAAACCACCACCUCGCCCCGCCGUCGCGAAAACCGGCAAAUGGAACGCCAUGCACGUGCGGAUCGCGUGGGAGAUCUACAACCAUCAGCAGAAGGAGAAAACGGGAGGUGCCGCGCCGACCGCCCCGGGCGUCGCCAACGCCGCCGCCGACAAGGACAAGCUGCGCGCCUUCCCCGCGCCCGCGCCCCCACCGCCCGCCUACCGCUCGCCCUACGACCUGCCCGCGCCCUACCUGCCGCACCACCCGCACCUAGGUAGCGUCCGAUACCCGCCCGUCUCGCUGGCCGCCGCUCUCGCGCCGCCCACUGACCGAGGUUUGCGCGUUUCAGGGAUAUCGCCGUUCGGACGCUACGGCGCCGGCGCGUUUCCCGGCGCCCCCGCCGCCUUCGGGCUGUACGGCCGCGACCUCGCGCUGUCCUCCCCGCUGCACGGCGUGCACCACGGGCCGCUAGGCGCGCCGCUGCACGACGCGUGGCGGCCGCGCCCGCCCGCGCCCGGCGUGCCCGCUGCCGCCGUGGCCGCCGCCGAGGCUCGCCGCGACCACGAGGAGCGAGAGCGCGCGCGCCGCGAGCGCGACGACCGCGAGCGCCGCGACCGCGAGGAGCGCGAGCGCCGCAAGCAGCGCGAGCACCAGCACCGCGAGCGCGAGCUGGAGCGCGCGCGCGCCCGCUCGCCGCUGCGCAACGGCCCGCCCGAGCCCGAGCGCCAGGUGAAGGACGAGCGCAAGGAGCCGCCGCGCCCGCCGCCGCCCUCGCUGCCCGCCUACCCGCCGCCGCCGCCCUGGGGCGACCCCUACCGCGCCUUCGACCCGCUGCAGCACAUGCGCUUCGCGCCCAUCGUCGAGGCGGCCAUCCGCGCCGAGGAGGACCGCCACAAGAUGCUGAGCGCGUACGCCCACCACCAGCAGCUGAAGGCAGCGCCGCUGCUGCACCGCGGCCUGGGCCACGGCCUGCCGCUGCACCCGGGUGCGCACCCGCACGCGCACCCGCACCCGCACGCGUCGCUGGCGCCGCUGCCGCCGCUGGCGCCGCCGCUCGCGCCCCUCGCCCCGCUCGACCUGCUCAAGAAGGAGGAGCCGCGAUGAUAGCGCCGAUUCUCGUCGCCUGUACAUACGGUAGAGUAAACGACGUCGCGAGUGAGAAUACGACAGUUUAAUGUAUAUCGUUUCGUAUUAUCGGUUUAGAAAAAUAUUUAUUGUAACGUCGCUUGCCGAGACGACGGUCGCUCUACUCGCGAGCCGCCCCCGACGCGUUCUUAGUGUAAUGUUGACCGGUAUCGUAGUUGAACGACGUCGCGAGGAGCGGAGAGUCGAGGGGCCGGAGCGAGAGGGCGAGACUCGGGAGAGGGUGGUGCGAGCGAGACGGCUCGCUCGACAAGUGCAAUAUAGGACGAGGACUCUGGGCGCUCGUCGCCGCCGGCCUGUACACUACUGCUUGUUUAUUUACAUGGAAAUAUCUAUAGAGUUGUUAUUGUGACCAUUAUUAGUUAAUUAUACAUCAAAUUGCUGAUUAUGUGAGGGAUAGGAUUAUUGAAAUCGCUAUCAAUAUAAUUAUACAUAUUUAUAUAUACAUAUAAAUAAAAUGUAAAUAUUAGUGUGUAAAUUAGUGUUAAAAUAUAGAAUUGGUUUAUUUAACUUCAAACAAAGGAAAAAUCCCAUAAAUUAUUAUUGUAUCGGGAGUUUAAUUUAUGCUUCCGUUAAAAAUCUCAUAAUGGUUUUUCAAUUGUACCAGUGGAGUAAAUUUAUUUAUUUACUGACUCCUUAAUUAGUGAUCAAGAAAUACAAUUACACUUGACAGUAAUAGCGGAUGAUUUUUUGUUAAAAUGCAUUUAAAAGUAUGUGAUAUUAUUAUAUGUAUGUAUUGUGAAAAAAAAACAUUUUGUCUGACUUCAAGUAGUGUCUCUCAGGUUUAUAGAUCUAAUGAGUAAUAUGCAGUAAUGUUCAAAUUUGUAUAAAAGUAUUCCAUAAAUCAUUACAUUUUGGAUUUAAAAUAAUUGUGAGCAAUAUCUGGAUUCAUACUUUUUUUAGUUAUGUUAUAAGUCAGCAACUACAAACGCGUUAGUGUGCCAUUCAACCAGUGUAAGUGAUCAUUGAGUCAGACAAAAUUGCAGUUGUAACCUGUCUUAUGGCACAUUAAAAUUUGUGUUCUUAUCGCGAGAACGAUGAAGUGUAUUAUAGUUUAUACAAAAUCAUUCUGUAUACUAAAAAGUAAAUGAAAGCUUGGUGCGAUUCAGAAAAUACCAUUAAAACUUUUGAUUUUUAUACCAAUAA
Cydia pomonella (codling moth) is the source of this 5842-nucleotide messenger RNA. RefSeq names its product fibrosin-1-like protein (gene tay). Bases 419 to 4657 code for a protein of 1412 amino acids. NCBI's taxonomy places the organism in Eukaryota, Metazoa, Arthropoda, Insecta, Lepidoptera, Tortricidae. The transcript is spliced from 15 exons. The record is from RefSeq and is a predicted model, not a curated record.